CCGGGGCAGAGGCAGCCACGUGUAUGCAAUAUCCUCCGUCCUGGACUGUCCAGGACUCAUCGACUCGGUACUCUCCUGUAAAGGGCUUCUCCAGCCUGCUGGCCGGAGGGACGUGAAAUUAUAUCUCUAAUAAGAGGGUAUUUUUUUUUUCUGAAAUCCUCACCCGUUAGCCUUUAUCAAUACGAGUACUUACAUAGCAUGUAACGCAGCGGGCAAGUCACGUCUAUUGAUGCUUAAAGCUCGUGUAGCAGCCGGAAUUUCUCUUGUCACAGAGCCUUCAACUGUAAGCUGAUACUGUGUGGGCACGCGAGCCACUGACUGCUGAUGAUACAAAACUGUUCUGGGUAAUCAGUGACGCUGAGCAGCGGCGCGGCCUUCACCUGUCGUGGCCCUCCAGGUAUGUAGUGCACCUGUGAGCCACUGGCAGGUGGAGCCCCUCCCUCGCAGCCUUCAGACUGUGUGAGUCGGUGGCACCAUUCACGCCGCCGCCCUCAGCUGGUCAGUGUCAUUCACUGUCUCAUUGGCCCGUCCCGCCACUACUCUGCCCGCCGCCGCAGGGACAGCACGCCCGCCCCGCCGCAUCGACCACUGUGACGCUCCGCGAGCCAGGCCCCGCAGCAGACACGGGAACUGCCCUCACACCUUACUAAACGCCUGGAGGAGCAGCAGUGAGGCCGAAUCGCGUGUUACAGCACUGAUAUCAACUGGUGGCCCUCAGGGCGGGACACUGUGGCUUGAGGAGCACUGCUGCGUCGCUGCCCGCCACGCGCGGCCUCGCCUGGCCAGUUCCGGGACACCGCGGUGACAGUGACAGUUUUUGUGACGAGCGGUGACAGCAAGCGGCAUGCGGCGGUGCUGCUGGUGCUGCGUCAGCCUCCAGAAGGGGGUGGUGGCCAUCGGGGUGCUGGGCAUGGUGUGCUCGGCUGUGCUCACUGUGGGUUACGGCGCCGUGGCCUUCACCCUGGAGGAGCACAUGGACGCCUGUAGGGUCGGGGAGGCAAAUGACCCACUGGGAGUCCUGCCACCCUGCGGGGAUCUGACGGACACCGCGAAAUUACUUGCAGUUCGCAUCUUCGUGUACGCGCAGGUGAGCGUGUGGCUACUCUUCUUCACCUUCUCCAUCCUGCUCAUCGUGGCGGCGGUCAAGGAGCGCGGCGGGCUGCUGGUGCCGUGGCUGGUGCUGUCCGUGGUGGUGAUGGCCGCCGUGGUGUGGUCCGGCGUCCGUGCGGCCCUGCAGAAACGCACGCUCGACCUGCUUGCUUCCGUGGUGGCCGUGGUGGUCAUCACGUACUGCUGCCUUGUGGUGCGCUCCUACGGCCGCCUCAUCAAGAAACAGGCGCUGGUGUCCGUGCGGGUGCCAUCCACGUACAGCCAUCCCCCCUGCUGCCAGGAACCCACGACGCCCACCUGUACCCCCGCCCCGUGCAGGGAAAGGAGAGAUCUGCCCCCAGCAUACACGCCUCGCCCCACGCUGACCCACACGACACCCCGCCCCACAGUCAUCACCACGCCCCGCCCAAACCCUAAACAAAACUCCACCAAGAAGUCUCCGCUCCCCACAGGUCUGGGCAUCAAGAUAUAAAGGGGGGAGGGUGUAGGUUGCGCCCGCUGGAGUCCUGGAAAUCAGUUGUAUUCCCUCCGUAUUAGUUAAGUCUGUCGCUGAUCCUCAAGGUGGUAGGGAGCGUGUGUGUGUGUGUGUGUGUGUGUGUGUGUGUGUUUAGCGGGCGGUGCUGGAGAUAUGCAGUAUUUUUGUAUGUGUUCUAUGUUAGCUUUAGCGUCACACAAUACAUAUAUUCGUGGGGUAGAGACUCCUGAUAAUCCUCCUUACUGGUGUGGAGGAAUUAGUGUUUCUUCCGCUUAUUGUACAGUCGCAAGCUUGUCUUUUCUAUAUACGCGGCAGGAAUUAUUGAUGCAGUGUUCCCUUACUGUAUAGAUGUAACUAGGUAAUAGGUUAGUAAGGUUCACCCCGACUCGGUUACAGUGGAGAUCAGAGCACCUAGAGAGGGAUAGGUAUUGAGGAGGUGGCGGGAGAGGUCAUAUUGGGGGAUGCUAAAAGGGUUACAUUCGUCCCCUUGUAUGGUUUAAUUGUAUGGGUCGUAAUCUGCCCUCACCCAUCCCUCUUCAGACACCCCAGCCGCCCUCUCCUCUCAUAUUCGGGACAGGGAAGCGUUCACAGUUGUGCGAAGUUGAAUAAAACUUGAAGACUUUU
This is a messenger RNA of Eriocheir sinensis (Chinese mitten crab), 2209 nucleotides long. RefSeq lists its product as uncharacterized. Lineage: Eukaryota; Metazoa; Arthropoda; Malacostraca; Decapoda; Varunidae. The record is from RefSeq and is a predicted model, not a curated record. The transcript has 5 exons. Bases 845 to 1582 code for a protein of 245 amino acids.